This is a messenger RNA of Exaiptasia diaphana, 1341 nucleotides long. RefSeq names its product alpha-1,3-mannosyl-glycoprotein 4-beta-N-acetylglucosaminyltransferase C. NCBI's taxonomy places the organism in Eukaryota, Metazoa, Cnidaria, Anthozoa, Actiniaria, Aiptasiidae. The record is from RefSeq and is a predicted model, not a curated record. The transcript is spliced from 4 exons. Gene Ontology annotation, biological process: protein N-linked glycosylation. Gene Ontology annotation, molecular function: acetylglucosaminyltransferase activity. The coding region runs from base 105 to 1082 and encodes 325 amino acids.
GUCAUUAUUUUUUAGUCGGUUUUCUAUUCUGCUAGCCUAGAGACUGAGGAUCAUUCAUAAAUAUCAGCGGGGAUUAAGAAGAUCUAGAACACAAGACAAGAGAAAUGCCUUCUUUAAAGGUGUUUCCUUUAGUGCUCUUAUUUGGUAGCAAGCCAGUGCCUCGUAGGGUAAUGUACCUGGCGAACAUGCUUUUAGCACUACAUAUUUGGUGGCACAUGGGUAGAGAUACUAUGCACUGUCCAAAUGAAGUCAGCCAAAUGGACUCAAGGGAAAAGUGUAGCUACGUGAAACCAGACUUCUCUUCAGAUCGACCGAUAGUUGGCUGUACGACCACUGGUCGACUUAUCUAUAAAGACGUCACGAGGCUGAUGGGAACAGGAUUGAAGWGGAAAGUAUUCCUGACAAUAGGAAUUCCAACCAUUGAACGAGUCUACAAGAACGUYACCGCAUCCUACUURGAAAAAACUCUGGAUWUYAUAUUGKCGSGAUUAWCGCYURAUGAAAUGAAACAAGUUCAUAUCRUUAUAUUCCUUGCUGAUCUAAAGAAACAAGCAAGAGAUAAUGUAAARAAACAACUGGCCAGWAAAUAUCAACAGCUAAUUGACAUUAAUUUUAUCAACGUGAUCGAAGCACCAAGGACGUUUUAUCCCAAACUGAAGGGAUUGGUCAGAACUUUUGGUGACUCACAAGAAAGAAUGUACUGGCGUUCAAAGCAAAAUCUGGAUUAUGCUUUCUUGUUCAAUUACUGUGAUGGCCUUUCUGAAUAUUACCUUCAAAUAGAAGACGACGUCAMARYCWMGGAAAACUUCCUCUCUACUAUCAAACAAUGCAUUGAGCAAGAUAGAAAUUCCAGUUUAGCUUUUAUAGAGACUAGUGUAUGGGGUUUCAUUGGAAAACUGUUUAGGAAUGAAGAGCUAGAUUAUUUUGCACGAGUGCUAAGAAUAUUUUAUAACGAUAUGCCGUGUGAUUGGCUGCUUCGGACAUAUGUAAAGAUCCGAAGUGACGAAUCAUCGAUAUCUGACCGUUCGUGUGGAAACUUAUUUUCUCACCUUGGAAAGCAGUCAUCUUCUUUAGGAACAUAGGAAGAAAAUGUAAAUUAUUUGUCUAUUAUAUUAUUUACAAUAUAUUGUGCUGAUGUUUAAUUUCCAGUAUAUCAUGAGUAGUACAUUAUUUGUAGUCUUAGAUCAAGCAUUUUUUAUUCAUAUUUAUUCAAUUUCUCUCAUAUUGUCGUAUAUAGUCUUUAAGACAUAUUUGUUGCAUUUCCUUCUCUGUCAUCAUGGGCUGUACUUGUAAAGCUUUCCUAUCAACCAUUAGUCGUACAAUAAAUAAUGGAAGGUGUAA